Blepharisma stoltei is the source of this 1519-nucleotide messenger RNA. The record is from the annotation of a GenBank genome assembly. NCBI's taxonomy places the organism in Eukaryota, Ciliophora, Heterotrichea, Heterotrichida, Blepharismidae.
AUGGCAAACCAAACUGAAAACCAAUGUUUCCAAGCUGACACAAAAUUUGAUACUCCACUGGCAAAGCCGUUUAUCACAUUCCCACCUGAAGCUUCAACUGAAAUUAAUCAAAAAUCAAUAAAAAUCCCACAAAAUUCUUACUAUCAAAAAUGAAGGCUGUCAGAUAAAGUUUUUGAUGGACGUUUCUCCUCAGGCUGCUCAACACCUAUGACCCCUCGUACGCCAGCAACCAAUCUUGACCGACUACUCAGAGAAAUUCAAAUGCCGUCUAUAAAAUCUGAGCAUAAAAAUUUCGAAGACCGCCAUUUUAUGAAUAAAGAAAAAUCUUGGUUCAAUAUGCCAGAAGCACCAAUUUCUCAGCAAAAUUCUGUAGAAGAGCUAGAGGUAUGUAGAUAUAAUCACGAUUUUAUUCAAGAAUCCUUAUUAGGAAGUGGGAAUUUUGGCUCUGUAUAUAAAUGCUUAAAUAAACUUGAUGGACUGCAUUAUGCAGUUAAACAAAUAAAAACCAAUUAUCGGCACCAAAAUAUGCGAAAUACUGCUUUACAAGAAGCUUAUGCUUUGGCUACAAGUUCUACCUAUGGAGAUAUAGCCUUAUUACUCAUAUUCUUAGGUUAUACAAUAUAUUGCCAAAAGGAGUUACAUUAUAUUCUAGAUUUUUAAUUUCUCUUUGGCCACAUAGAAGCGCAAAAUUGUGCAGCCUAAGGUACAAAUAAAGCCAUAUAAGCUCUCAAGCUAUAUAACACUAAUAUCAUACGCUACCACUCAGUUUGGAUUGAGCAUGAUUUUCUCUACAUUUCAAUGGAGCUUUGUGAGUGUUCUUUAUCUCAGUACAUUCAGAAAAAUCCACCAUCAGAAAAUACCAUAAGGAAAAUAAUGAGAGAUAUAUGCAAAGGACUCAAGAAAAUCCAUGCUAAUAACAUUGUGCAUAUGGAUAUUAAGGCUGAUAAUAUUUUUUAUAGCUUUUCUGGAAAGUUUAAACUCGGAGAUUUAGGCUUGGCAAGAAUAACUACAAAUCUGACAGGAGAAAUCCCAGAAGGAGAUGCUAGGUAUUUGGCAUCAGAAGUCCUUAUGCACCAUGAAGAAGAUAGUGAGCAUAUCCCAGAUUUGACGAAAUCUGAUAUUUUUUCAUUAGGGGCGACUAUUUAUGAAAUUAUGAGAGGAAAACAGUUGCCGAUGAAUGGGAAAGAAUGGCAUGAUAUACCAGUUUAUAAUAAAUAUAAAUAAUAUAUAAAAAUAGGCUUCUUUUUAUUAUAAUUAGAAUAUAAGAAAUGGGGAAUUAAAAUUUGUUAAUGAUUUUUCAUGGGAAUUAAAGGAGGCUAUUAGAAAAAUGAUGAAUAAAAGUCCUGAAAUUCGGCCUAGCGCUGAAGAGCUUUUAGCGACGUUUCUUGUGUCAGAUAAAGAUAGAGAAAUUAAAAGACUGGAAAAUUAUACAAAAGUAUUAAAAAGACAAAUAGAAGAACUUAAACAUUGUGAAGGAAAUAAAAAGAGAAAGCUUUCUCUUUGAGAAGUCAGCAAUUAA